Molecule: messenger RNA, 2790 nt
Organism: Phytophthora nicotianae INRA-310
Lineage: Eukaryota; Oomycota; Peronosporomycetes; Peronosporales; Peronosporaceae
Product: TKL protein kinase
Exons: 4
Coding region: 600-2744 (714 amino acids)
Biological process (GO): protein phosphorylation; hormone-mediated signaling pathway
Cellular component (GO): plasma membrane
Molecular function (GO): ATP binding; protein kinase activity; protein binding
Source: RefSeq, a predicted model, not a curated record
CGCUGAUUGACUUGGCACCUUCGACUGAAGAUCACAAAUGCCGCUCUACGUCGGGGCUAGAGUGUGGGCGGUUGGUCGGGCUAAAAACUCCUGGAAACGGACCUCAAUAACGACUUGGGAUUGGGCAGAAAUGGGAGGAAAUAGCUAGACCGCGGUACUGGUACCGGUAUCCUUGGUAUGUCCUCGAUUCGAAGAUGAAAAGUUUGCUAGGAAGUAAAGAAUGCAACGCGGGCUUCAUUUGCUGGUUAGGUUGUAUGCUACGAUACGUGCAGCGCUAGGACGUAUGUGGCGCAAGCAUCCUGAAAGCGCCGACCGAUUGCGUGGUGAAUCCUUUGGGGCCGAUAGUAGUGCAAGUGAUAGAUCACUGUUUUCAAUUUCGCUUUCAGUGAUACCUUCGAAACAAACGAAGUGCUCUUGUAAUGCAAAUAGUGCCGACUUGACUGUUACAGGAUUUCAACGCAUAGAGCUGCACUGAAAAGCGCUGGUACGAAGUGCAUGUAGCCCAUCUUCAACGUGAACCCAUUUUCUAGAGCGAACCCAAACCAAGUAAAGUCUCCUCUUCCACGACGUCUCACAACGGAUUUGAUCUGCUCUCCAUCAUGUCUUCACUCUGCACGAGGAACCAAACAGCAUUGACAACAGACUGCAAUUCUCUAUGCCCUCAAGGUCGUCCAUGCAUCGCUUACGCUGCUGGCGAGGAAGCGGAGUGUUCCAGUAUAGCUUCGACGUUCGGGAACUGCACCGCCGACGACUACUGCACUUACGAAUGUUUUGCCACUGGUCCAGACGACUUUGCAGCGAACGGGGCCAUCGAUUUCAGCGUCUACACCUUUUUAAUCCCAUUUGGUGACGAAGUAGGGGGUAAUCUAACCACGGAAUACCCUUCGAAAUCUAAUGACGCACUGCAACACAUUGAAGUACUGGACUUUAUGGAGUCCACAACCGGAGUCGUGUUGUCUGGGGGGUCAAAUUUCAUUGGUGUGAGGGGGAAAGUGGCGAAAAUGCAGCUACCACAAGAACUUUUCGCUGCAGACACGCAACUUCGAACUGUAACGUUGGCAAAUCUAGGUUUGGAGCAGAUUCUCAAGUCAUCGCUACCAUCAGGACUCGUGAACUUGACGGUAUCCAAUUGCCUUAUGACGAGUUAUCCUGACGAUCUACAGACGAUGAAAGAGCUUGAAAAUCUGGAUUUAUCGAACAACUACUUCGGGUAUUUUCCUGAAAAUAUUAAGUUGCCAAAGCUGCAGACGCUUAACCUGUCUACUAACAGUAUAGCAAGUUUUGAAGGCGCAUUUCCGAGCUUGGUUACACUUGAUCUCGCACACAACAACAUAACAACAUACAUUCCAACAGCAAUUUUCGAUCUGAGUGCUCUCAAACGGCUCGAUCUACGUGGAAACAACCUGACAAACAUCACGCUUACACAAGCGCAAUUUAAUUUCCUUCAAGAUCUUGAAAAACUCGAUGUCGAUUCGUUUGGUGACGUCAAGUGCAACACGACAGAGGAGCUUCAAACCAGCAGCAACACACUAAACGUGUGUGUUUUAUCUGCUGAAUCCGCAGAGGACAACUCAUCGAACAAAGCGCUCAUCGCCGGAGUGACGGCUGCAUCGUUCGUGUUACUAUUCAUCCUCGGCAUCAUCUUCGUGUUCCGAUGUCUUCGUCACCGUGCGAUGAACUCAAAACCAGAUCCAGAGAUCGUCGAUUUACGCCUCGAAUUAAUUAGCCCAACACAAGACACUCCUCACCAAAGAGUAGAACGACAUGCUACCGAGCCAACCCCAAGAGAUCACCCGCCACGACGUACAUUUCCUUACGAAAGCGAACUUGGGAUGCUGCUGCUCAACGUAGACGAUCUCGAAUACAUUCGCAGACUCGAGAGUGAUCAUCACUCUCGAGACCCAGGGCGUGCUCAUCGCGAAGCAUUUUUAACACGAUUCCGCGGCUCAAGAUUCCUCGUUUGUAAACGAUUACAUCAAGAAGUACUCGAUGAAGCCUCGGAGAUGCAGCGUUUUGCUGAAGAAAUCCUCCUUGCUGCUUCUCUCCACCAUCCGCGAAUAAUAACACUUGUUGGCGUUAUUUGGAGUCGAAUGUACGGGCUGGAGGCGUUAUUUGAGUACAUGGAAGGCGGUGAUUUGCGUUCCUAUCUGGACAAAGUCGAGGAAACUACCGAGUUAAAAUCAUGGCGGUCGCAUAGCGCCUGGAAGUUGCAAGUCGCGUUCGAUGUGGCUGAAGCGUUGGCGUAUGCACACGCGUUCUCACCCACACUAGUGCAUCGAAAUCUCACGUCGCACAGCGUUUUACUGUCGUCCUCGCCGGAUUUUCGGGCUCGACUCGAUGAUUUUGUGAUUGCUCAAGAAAGGUUUACCAGUGUGCUAACUAUUGACAUUUCGCAACGAGACGAGCGAUGGCUAUCACCAGAAGUUAUCACAGGCAACGCAGACUACAGCCCAGCAGCGGAUAUCUACGCGUUUGGAGUGAUUUUAUCGGAGAUUGAUACGCAUUCCGUGCCCUACAAGAAUAUCCCAAACGACAGACACAGAAUGAGCAAAGUGGAAAUCCUGGAUCCUGUAGCGUCGGGUAAACUGCAUCCUGCAUUCACACUAGGCUGUCCGACGGGAGUUCGAGAACUAGCUGAGAGAUGCUUGAGCUUUGAGCCAGCAGAUCGCCCUACCGCACUGCAAGUUGUCAUCGUUCUACGCACACUACUGUCAGAAGAUCGCAAGAUAUCCUAUACGAUCUAAAAAAAAAAAAAGAAAAGCUUAAACUGAAAAUACAACAAAACGGUUC